This is a messenger RNA of Osmia lignaria (orchard mason bee), 1266 nucleotides long. NCBI's taxonomy places the organism in Eukaryota, Metazoa, Arthropoda, Insecta, Hymenoptera, Megachilidae. The record is from RefSeq and is a predicted model, not a curated record.
AUGCCGGAACAUGGAGGAGAACACGGUCUUCGACUGCCUAAAAUGGCCCCCGGUUUGCGCUCCGCUUUGAGCUCGCCGCCACGGUUUGCAGCUUGGCGGAGCGCUCCGACCGUGGCAUAUUCGCAACGUCGCAUGGUGCAGAGGAAAAGAGACUGUCGCAGAAGAAGAAUGAUGGGGAUGUACCAGGGGAGAAGAGAAAGCAGCAAAGCAGAAGAAAGCGAUGGGUUCAGAGGAGAAGAGCUGAAGAUAGAAGACCAACGGAGAAGGGAGAAGUGGUUAGGAUGCUGCAGUGGUGAAGAGUACGCUCUGAACGGGAGAAGCAGGAGACAGAAAGAAGAAAAAUGCCGGAACAUGGAGGAGAACACGGUCUUCGACUGCCUAAAAUGGCCCCCGACCGUGGCAUAUUCGCAACGUCGCAUGGUGCAGAGGAAAAGAGACUGUCGCAGAAGAAGAAUGAUGGGGAUGUACCAGGGGAGAAGAGAAAGCAGCAAAGCAGAAGAAAGCGAUGGGUUCAGAGGAGAAGAGCUGAAGAUAGAAGACCAACGGAGAAGGGAGAAGUGGUUAGGAUGCUGCAGUGGUGAAGAGUACGCUCUGAACGGGAGAAGCAGGAGACAGAAAGAAGAAAAAUGCCGGAACAUGGAGGAGAACACGGUCUUCGACUGCCUAAAAUGGCCCCCGACCGUGGCAUAUUCGCAACGUCGCAUGGUGCAGAGGAAAAGAGACUGUCGCAGAAGAAGAAUGAUGGGGAUGUACCAGGGGAGAAGAGAAAGCAGCAAAGCAGAAGAAAGCGAUGGGUUCAGAGGAGAAGAGCUGAAGAUAGAAGACCAACGGAGAAGGGAGAAGUGGUUAGGAUGCUGCAGUGGUGAAGAGUACGCUCUGAACGGGAGAAGCAGGAGACAGAAAGAAGAAAAAUGCCGGAACAUGGAGGAGAACACGGUCUUCGACUGCCUAAAAUGGCCCCCGACCGUGGCACAUUCGCAACGUCGCAUGGUGCAGAGGAAAGGAGACUGUCGCAGAAGAAGAAUGAAGGGGAUGUCCCAGGGGAGAAGAGAAAGCAGCAAAGCAGAAGAAAGCGAUGGGUUCAGAGGAGAAGAGCUGAAGAUAGAAGACCAACGGGGAAGAGAGAAGUGGUUAGGAUGCUGCAGUGGUGAAGAGUACGCUCUGAACGGGAGAAGCAGGAGACAGAAAGAAGAAAAAUGCCGGAAUAUGGAGGAGAACACGGUCUUCGACUGCCUAAAAUGGCCCCCGGUUUGCGCUCCGCUUUGA